AUGCUCAAACAUGAUUUAAGGGAAGCCUCGAAAGCCGCUUUUUCAACAAAUCUAUCCUCUGGCCUCAUUCAUCUCCGACGCGACCGAAGAUGUGCACCAAAACAGCCUCACAUGUCACCGCCUCCACACGUUUGCUGUGGCUGCUGUACCGUGACGCGACAUCGGGACACCGAUUACGAGUGGUUACCAAAAAAGGGAAGAUUGGUACCGGUUGACGAUGAGAAGAGGCCGAUGUGGCGAGAUGUCCUGGCGCCGUCUCAGCCUCCAACCAAGUCGCGAUUGCCCAUCAAACCAUCGCGUCACGUUGAAACCGGUCAGUGA
Molecule: messenger RNA, 321 nt
Organism: Protopolystoma xenopodis
Lineage: Eukaryota; Metazoa; Platyhelminthes; Monogenea; Polystomatidea; Polystomatidae
Source: the annotation of a GenBank genome assembly